AUGUAGCGUUAUCGGAAAAACGCGGGAAAAUCGUCGGCGGCCGCCCGUGGAUCAGAUCAGUUGGCUCGCGCCUGCCGUGAGAGAUGGACGGUUCUGUGCGUUCGUUUGUCUUAGCACUCGCGGCGAUCGCGUUCGCGACCGCGCGCGGCUACAUUCCCUCCCACGAUAAUAUACUCAGAAUACAAUUGUGGGAUGCUGAGGGCCUGAGCAGAGACCCCAUAACUACCCGACCUCCCUCUACUACCACACAACCCCCAAAACAUAAAUUGAAAGUUAGUUUGGAUUCGCUGAACAAUGCGAUGCUGGAGGAAGAAUACGGAAGCGGUUUCGGGAAGUUCAUUAGACACAAAGUGAGACAUAAGAGAAGAAGGCCAAGAGAGAGCGGCACUGACCUUCCGUGGCGGUUCCACUCCGGUAGUGGAUUGGUGAAUGUGGAGGUAUACGAUGACGAUGUGCCGUGGAACCAGAUUGACGGGGCUGGACACGGCGUGAAUGUCAGUGUAGUGAGUGAGAGUGCGUAUUCCGGUGCGGAGGGAGUACGGGAUGUGAGCCCGCCGAUGAACCUGCAGCAACUCGAGGACGAGGAAGAAGAGGCGAAGCUUCCAGUAGUGCCUAAAUGCUGCGCGAGCGGGCAAAACAUCAGCGUAACAGUGGACUCUCAGGGUGCAAUGAAGUCUAUAUGCGCACGGACCACACUGACCUUUCAGCCCCUCUUCUACAAGUCCAACGACUCCUUCAUGUGGAGUUUCGAUACUAAUGUCUACGAGACAAUCGUCGGCAACCCUUGCAUCUACGACAGAUACAAGUUGGAACCAGAUAAGAUAAGCACAGAUGAGUUUUAUUUAUUAGUGAACGGUUCGCUCUUCCUCCCCUUUGGUAGGCCCAUACUACUCGGGAACAGGGAGUUUUGUAUGGAGACAUUCUGGAAUGAGUCUAAUCCGGCCGGUGUUACAUUACCGUUGGUUUGCUUUACAACUGACGCCGCAGAUACUAGCGGUAACGUUACGUUGAGUGUUUACGCUACAGGGUUGUUAAUAUCGGUGCCGUUUUUAUUAGCCACGGCAUUUAUUUUCGUAUACAUCACCAAACUGAGAGAUACUCACGGCAAAGCCCUGGCAUGCCAUUCGACCUGCUUAGCGGUCGCUUUCCUCUGUUUGGCCGCGACUCAAUUGGCUGGACAUGCAUUCCCAGUUACUAUUUGCACUAUUAUGGCAUAUUUGAUCCAGUUUUCGUUCGUCUCAUGUUUUUUCUGGCUGAACGUCAUGUGUUUCGAUACAUAUUUAAAUGUUAGACGAUUUCUUGCAAGCACGACAGUAUCGAGGCGAAGUAUGAGACGACGGUUUGCGUGCUACUGCGUAUAUGCAGUAGUCCUACCCCUGGUGUUACUUAUAGUGACGGUUACUAUGGACUUAUCUCCAGCUGUUCCUAGUACAUACCUUAAGCCCGAUUUUGGAGUUAAGGGCUGUUGGUUUAAAACGGACCAGGCUGCGUUACCAUACUUUUAUGGCCCUGUAGCAAUCAUACUCAUCAGUAACAUAAUAUUAUUCGUAAUCACAUCACGUGAAUUUGCUAUUAAUUACGAAAAAUUAAAAGUUACACAUUUUCCUUUAGAUAGUACAUACUCAGAAAACAGUACGUCAGAAGAUUUUGUACACCAAGGUCCCGUACUGGGUCAGAUAAUGCCGCGACAUAGUGCUAUAUCACCACAGGAUGAAAACUAUAAUUAUCGUGAGAUCUUGAGAAAAUAUAGGACAAUAUUUCGUAAAUGCUGUCUACUAUCAGUCAUAAUGGGUCUGUCGUGGGCUCUGGAGGUGGUGUCAUGGGCGGCUGGUGCUGGCUCCACUGCGGUGUCGGUGUGGUCAUUGUUUGACCUCAUCAAUGCGCUGCAAGGGCCUGUCAUAUUCGCCAUAUUCGUAUUACGGGAACCUGUCCGUUCUUUAGUAUGGGAAUCUAAACUCUUCGAAUCGUGUAGAAGGAAAAACCAGGGCUCGGAGGAAUUCACAGUGAAUGAAAGGAAAAGUAUCAUUGGACCCAGAAAAGGAGACCAUGUGUAGUGUGUGCUAAAGUACAAUUUUGAUAAAUUGGAACAAUCGAGUGAAGGCAGAGACUGAUUAUAGUAACAGUAUUAUACAUUUGACGUCGGACGCGAGUGGUAUGAUAUCAAAUAUUGUUUAGCACGCUUAAUGGUUAUUUUGUUACAAAUAUGAAACCGUAUUCGUCUAUAAUAUGUUUCUCUAUUAAAUAAGUAUUAGCAAGCAAUCAUUGUAUAUUUUCUGAUCAAAUUUAAUAAGUUAAAAAUAGAACAAACAAAAGAACAAUAAUAUAGUAAUUACUUAUUACAUAAACUUUUUGAUUUAUCUAUUUUAUUUAUAUACAGUUAUUUCGAUUAAAAUGGCAAGAUUAUUUACUAAAUAUGGCAAGUAUACAAAAACGGAUUUAAGACAUAUGUACAUGGUUAGUUGUAAUGGGUAUACAUAUAACCAGAGGGAGACUUUGUACAAAAGUCGAUUGCUUGGGCACCUCUGUCCCAUUCGUGUUUCAACCGUGAAGCAGUUGUGUUUGCAUGACUGUGUUUCGGUUUGAAGGGUGGGAUAUGGCGUGAAUUUACAGGGUACAGAGGAAUAACACCUGAGUCCUCAGGAAUGGCAACCCAUGGGGGGUAUCAUGGGUGAAACAGUAUAGUCUGCUAUGUCCAUGGUACUGCUCAUGUCUAUAGGCGACGGUUACCACUUUCCAUCAGGUGGGCCGUCAGCUUGUUUGUCAUUCUAAGUUGCAUAAAAAAAAAAAAAAAAUAUAGGUACGCUGAAUAUCUAUAUUCUUAGCUGAACUAUCUUUCAAGGAAUGUUUUGAAUAUAUGUAAUUUUUUUAGAAUUAAAUCGAAUACACAACUGCUCCGUUAGUAUGUAAAGUUAAAAUAAUAUUUUGAAAUUUUAACCUUAAUAUUUAAGGAAAGUUGUUUAGUUUCGUAUAUGCGAUUAUAUAUUGGAUUUCGGCUUGGUAUACCCAACAUUAUGACUAACUAAAUAUAAAAAUAAUAUAAAAUAUAAAAAGCCUGCACUAUAGUUCGAAUUGAGUAGUAAUAUCAGACAGUUCUUUUGAUAGGUGCUUAUUAAUUGUUUACGCAUUACAUGAAAAAAAAAAGGUUUUGUUAUUUUAUUAAAAAUGUCUACGUUCAUAAAUAGAAUCUCUUCUGAUACCUAAAUUACAAGAGUCGCUUUCGUAGGUUGCUGAUGUUAUACAAUUAUGAGUAGAUAUUAUAGCGAUCUACAAAGGCCUAAUUAAGUUAUUUUUAAUUUAUCAAACACUUUCGAUUUUAUAUCUAUGUAAGAGAUCCCUGAAAAUUUGUCUGUAAUCAGAAUAAAUAAAUAAAUCUGAAACUUGUUUAAUUCAUAUAUUUAAAUUAUUUGUCAUAGGUUAUAAUUUCAAAUUAGCAACCUAUGAAAUAUCUUAUAAUUAUUUUAUUGCAUCUCAUUAUAAGAAACUGAUAGGUAUUUUAAACAUAACAUGAACACGAAAUAAAAAAAAAAUUAUAACAACUUAUUAAUAACAACUUAUUUGAUAUCAAACCACUCAAUAGUGAUAUCGUUAGUAAAACGAUAUGAAGGUAUUAAACUUCUUUCAUGGUUUCAUUCCUGUGAUAGCGCCUUAAAAAUGUUUGAAAUAUUUUUGUUGUUUUUAUAAUUUUAUUUGGCUUGUACCAUUAUGUUAGUUAACUAUUAUUUAGUAAUAAGAUUAGAUGUUUAGUAUGUACAACUUUGUUUAAACAAUUGUUUUGAAUUUUUACUUUUUAUUUCUAAGAUGUUUCAACAUUCGCACUAGAGUUGAUUUUGAUAAUUUUUGUUUAAGAAUUUGGCUGAAUAUUGCAUCUUUUAGAAUAAUAAUAAAACAAUAGAUCGUAAAAAAAUAGGUAAUUUCUAUUGACUUUAAAAGAUGGUAGUUCUCAAUUCGGUUGUAUGUUUUAUUUUUAAUAUUUGUUACUUCAUAAUACCGUCAGUUGUAAAUCGAUUUGAAAAUUUUUUUUUAUCUGAAAGAAUAUAUUUAUAGUAUGGUUCCAUAGAAAUUUUAUCAUUAUAUAUAUAUAUAUAUAUAUAUAUAUAUAUAUAUAUAUAUAUAUAUAUAUAUAUAUAUAUAUAUAUAUAUAUAUAUGAUAUAUAUAUAGAUAAUUUUAAAUUUAUUUUUGUCAGUUCCUAUAUAUGUAUCUACUACAUGUCUAUAACAACUCUAGUUUGAAUGUAACAUCAAUCUUACAGCUUGUUAUGGCUAUGGUUGUUAAUAGUAAAUGUAAGAAAAUAAGAUAUUUUUGUAAUUUAGGUAAAAAUACGCAUGACCAAGAGGUUAACGAUUAAGUUAGUUGUAGACAGAAUGCUGUACUCAAUUUCAGUAUAAUUAAAUCAACUAUAUCAUAUAUGCAUAUAUGGCAUUAUUUUAAGCUUAAAUGAAGCAGAUAUGAUAUUGGUCCCAUUUAUUUGUAAAUGUAUAUCAUUUGUCUUUAUAUUUAUGUUUAGAUCUAUAUCUUAAAUUAUAUUCAGUUAUAUUGUAGUUCCAUGUCUUUUUGGUAAUUAAUCAUUGCAAAUUGUUCUUAAAACAUUAAGAAAGUAUGAAAAUCAUAUAGCAUAUAAGGUUCACACUCCGCUCGCUUCAAAGUUUAAAUUCAGUCAUACAGUAUAAAUUUAUAUUACGAGUAAUAGUAUUAGAAUAUGUGUUUUAUAUUUCAAUAUUAUUUCUAUUAUUACUAUUUCGGUUAUGAAAACUCCAUAUUUUAAUCUAAAUAACUAUAGAGAAAGGAUUUUUUAAUUAUCAAUGAACAGAUAACCACUUACUUACCUCACACGUGAAGUAUAGAUUACUUACGUGAUUCUUCUAUAUCUCCUUAAACAUAAAUGUCACUUACCAUCAGGUGAGUCGCAUGCUCGUUUGUCCCUGGGUUAUAAACAAAAUAUCAAAAUAUUACACUUAUUAAUUUCAACACCAAUAAAAAGCACGCUGUUUUGUUUAAAACUAUUCGCUGGCCAUUUUUGUGGAUAUUUUUUGAUAUUCAGUCCACGCUCCAUCUGAAAGUGCGUAUAUGUAGCUAUGUAAUUUAAGUUGUGCAGAUAUCUUUAAUAAUAACAUGUUGUUAACGUGUGCGUGUGCUUAUUUACAAGCGAGUCAAAUCAUGGCCGUGACAAAUUGAGUGUUCAAUUGUUGAUUAUGUCGGCUGGAGCCUUGAUGUUUUUCGGGUUCACUGUUUCUACAUAAUAAUGGCUCGUAAUGAUACAACAUGACUAAGCAUUUAAUUCCUCAUAUUUAUAUUUUGCACACUUAUUUGUAAAUAUGUGCAUUUAAGAAAUAAAAACAACAUGGAAAAAAAGAGUUAAUUGCCAUUAAUCGUAGUAUAGAGCAAAAUGUUAUAUACCAUACUAGUUGUCCGAUCCGACUUCGCGCGGGCAGAUAGAAGGUUUCUAUAGGUGAAAGCGUUUUUAAAAUUUGGUUGAGAAGUUUUUUAGUUUAUUCAUUACAAACAAACAAUCAAAUCUCUUUAGUAUAGAUGAAUUAAAUUUUUCCAUCAUUUUUUUAUUUAUGUACUUUAAUAACAAUAAUUAAAUAAUUAAUUUAACAAUUUAAUCAGUUGCAUUUUGGAUUGAGGCUCAAAUUUUUAACUACAAUACUUAUCCAUUUAUAUAUUUGUCCAGAUUUUCCCAAAUGACUACAGCGUGGGUUCGUCAAAAAAGGGGUAAAGAGUUUACUUAGGAUCGAUAACACGCGUAAUGCCCCUAGUAUCGUAAGUGUUCAUAGGCUUCAGUAACAGCUUACCAUCAGAUGGGCCAUAUGCUUGUUUGCCACCUCAGUGGUGUAAAAAAAAUAUAGUCCUGUUCGACUCGCACUUACCUUCGUAUUCGUUGGAAUCGCGUGGAUGUCGAAAAUACUCGCAUUUUUUUAAUAAAUCAUAUUUAUUAAAAAAAUAAAGAAAACAAUUUGAAGUAUGUUAGAUAUAAAUCACAGAUGGUUAUCAUAAAUUAAAUUAGUAAAGUUAAUUAAAUCAAUUAUUUCUCAUUAGUAGUGUCUACAAUUAUAUUGUAUAUAUUCGUUAGUUAUUUCCAACGCAAUAUUCACUUGAUUUUGUAUUCAUUUUAAUAAUUAAAUUUCUAAUUUAAACAUCAAAUUUAUUAUGUAUUUCUAAACAAAUAUUACAUUGAAACCUUCAAGAAAAUAGCAAAUUCAUUUCUAAAAGGUCGACAACAAAACUGCUAUUUUCCCCUGUUGCGAGUGCUUAUCACUUAUCAUCAGAUGGACUGCAUGCUCGUUUGUUCUCUCAAUUAUAAAAAAAAAAAAAAAUUAGGCAAAAUAAGGUUUUCUAUUUUCAGAUUUUAAGUCAACAACUCGUUGUUACUACAUUAUUCGCUCUGCCAAUGAGUAUUUGAAAAUAAAAUAUAUUGUAAAAUAUUGUAUUUUUGAUUGGACUACAUUUCAUAAGGGGUAGACAUUUCAAUAUUUGUAAUAUACGGCUUAUUUGCGGAAAUAAUAAAACAGGCGUUUACAGUGUAAAGUUAUUUAUCUUAAUCUUAAAUGAUGACUUUAGAUUCUAAUCAAAGUAUUAAACAAAAUAUAAACGAAAAAGAAAAUGUUCUAUCCUUGUCAUUGACACUAUACUAUAAAGAAGGUAGGUACGAUUAUUUAUUAAAAACAAAACCAUAGUAAAUUUAGUUAUUAUUUUUUCAUAAAAUGGAUGGUAAUCAAUUACUUACUGUUAUAAAAUGAUUAAUGGAUAUUAUUAUAAUAAUUUUAAUAGAAAGAACGUGCCAAAUCGUGUUCUUGUAUUUUUAAGUAUUAUUACAUGCACAGAAAUAACAAGUAUGUAUCUACCUAUUGAUUAUAAGCUGAUAUAGGUAUACAUAUUCCUUUAAUUGAUUUAUGAAUCCAAUAUACUAAAAUUAUAUCAAAAGAAAUAGUUAUUGAAUUAUUAUUUUGUAUAGUUUAGCUACUAUUUAGUAGGUACGAAAUUUUUUGUGGAGAAACACAGAAUUACUAAUAUUCGUACCUACUAUAAAGCAUAAAAAUAUGUUUAUUUUUAUGUAUAAAAGCCCUUCAAAAUCUCCCUUACUAGUGGUUGUCUGUUUAUUGUUAACAUAUUCUUUUAAUUAAAAUAUGAAUUUAAUAAACCAACAACUAUAUCAAUAGAACAAGUUAUUGGAAUUAUUACUUUGAUGAUUCCAUGAUGGAGAUAUCUACUAGAGAAGCCCUUUAAUAUUUUCCCUAAUAUAGUGGUUUGCUUUUCACUGUUAAUAUGUUUACAUACAUGUUCCAUUAUAUAUAUAUAUAUAAUUGCAGUAUUCUAUUUAGAACAAUACGUAUAUUGUUAUGUUAAGCAAUCAUUUCAUAGUAAAUAUUCUUUACAGAAUGAACUUAGUUUCAUCGAUUUAUAUAAAUAAAUAUUUGUUGCUGAAAAAAUUGAAGAAGGUUACGGUUUAAUAUUUUAGAGCCUUGAUACACGGACAGUUUUCAAUAAUAAUAAUAAAUUAAAUAAUUACUCUUUAUAAGUGCAAUAUUAUAAUAUUUUUUGGCUACUGUGUUUAUUUUAUAAUGUUUUCAUAUUAGACAGUAGCAGGUAUUUUGUAAAUUUAUCAUUACUAUGCUGAAUUAAGUUGGUAAUAUUUCAGAAUUUUGUUAUUCGUGCAUAAACUGUGACAGGAUUUGGUUGAUAUUUGAUCAAAAAAAUAGGAUAUGAAUUUCUAGAUGACAUUAUGGAUUAGUGUAUAUCAGAUUGGAUAACGUAAAUGCAGCUUUACAUAAUUCUGUUUGCGACGGUGUACAAGUUAAUUCUCACUACGAGAGAGCAGUCCGUGUAGUAAGACUACUAAAAUAAAAAAUAAAUUAAAUUCACGAUUUGAACUUAACGCAACGCGAUUACAGGUAAAUAGUACCUAUAUAUCUGAUUUCUAUUGGCAACGUUUCGACCACUAUGUCGUGACUAAUACUGCAAGUGUGUACUGCACAGCACUGAACACAGCAGUGAACGGCGUCUUCAUUUGGCACCUCGCGCAGUUCCUUCUGCCACCCUUACUUUAUCACUACCGCUAUGACAAUGACGUGGUGUAUGGGUAUGUAGGUACUAUUUACCUGUAAUCGUGUCGUCUUAAAAUUCGAUUGUGAAUUUGAUAUUUGUGUGAACAACGUGAAAGUUUAAAAUUAAAAGCACAUGUGCCAUAAAAUGUAUGCAUAUGCACAUCUAUCGCAAAUACUUGUGGUGCAUUUCCUUUCAAAUAAAACUAGUCAUAAUAUAUUAAAAUAAAUGUUAUAAUAAAUAAAUCCUUUAUUUAUAAUCUAAGUUAAUAUUAUUCUAAUUAUAAUUAUUUAAAUAUUAAAUAAACUAAAUUAUCUCCUAUCAAAGCAUAUAACGUUCAUUUCUACAAUUUAUAAAAGCACGUAUGUUCCUCAAAGUAUAUUUCCAAAUAUGUUAUUAAUGUUUGAUUGAUUGAUCAUAAAGUGAAUCCGGAUAAGACUGUUUGUAUAUGGAUGAAACAAGAAUACGUAAUAAAUUUAUUAAAAUGUCAUUAUAAUAUAUAUGUAGAUAAGGCCAACUGCGUAAUAUCUGCUAAUUAUAUCCAUUGUGCCGUAACUGUAUUAGGUUUUUUUUUUAUCUUUUUUGGGUCACGUUACUAUAUAUUAUUUGGAAAUCAACAAAAAUUACGACCCCACGACAAUAAUUAGUGUUAUAGAGUGACCUAAAUUUUAUUACGGCCUAGUAUAAAAUUAUUCCUUUUUUUUUGUAUGUAUUACGAAAUAGCAUCGAAUCUUUGUUUGGCUCUAUUAAUUGUAUUAACUAACUAUUAGUUUGUGUAAAUUGUAACUUAUUUAGUUAAGUUAGUGUACAUGUGUGUAACUAUGUAUCAUAAUAUUGUUAAAUGUUGAUGCGGAUUUUUAAGUGAAUGACAAUUUAAAAUGAUGUAUAUUUGUCUAUUUUGCAAAACAUGACGUUAAAUAAACAAGCUUUAUAAA
Molecule: messenger RNA, 8976 nt
Organism: Galleria mellonella (greater wax moth)
Lineage: Eukaryota; Metazoa; Arthropoda; Insecta; Lepidoptera; Pyralidae
Product: G-protein coupled receptor Mth2-like
Exons: 10
Coding region: 84-2054 (656 amino acids)
Biological process (GO): G protein-coupled receptor signaling pathway; cell surface receptor signaling pathway
Cellular component (GO): membrane
Molecular function (GO): G protein-coupled receptor activity
Source: RefSeq, a predicted model, not a curated record